This is a messenger RNA of Coccinella septempunctata (seven-spotted ladybird), 3445 nucleotides long. RefSeq names its product egl nine homolog 1 (gene Hph). Gene Ontology annotation, molecular function: peptidyl-proline 4-dioxygenase activity; L-ascorbic acid binding; ferrous iron binding. The transcript is spliced from 4 exons. Gene Ontology annotation, biological process: cellular response to hypoxia; peptidyl-proline hydroxylation to 4-hydroxy-L-proline. The coding region runs from base 225 to 1628 and encodes 467 amino acids. The record is from RefSeq and is a predicted model, not a curated record. Gene Ontology annotation, cellular component: nucleus; cytoplasm. NCBI's taxonomy places the organism in Eukaryota, Metazoa, Arthropoda, Insecta, Coleoptera, Coccinellidae.
GUUCAUUUGACUAAACGGACUAAUCAAAUUCCUGCUUUCUUGUGAUUGUAUUUUUUUGAAGCUUCGAAGAAUUUAUUCAGUAGAGAAUUUUUUUGGUGAUUGAUUAUAAAAAAGUUGAAGUCUUUAAGAUUUGUUGUUUACUGAACCGAAAAAUUCAGUUUAGUGAUGUACACGUUUACUACGCAUAUUUAUCAAUCAUCUGAAUUCAUCUUUCGAAUUUUAAAAUGAAUUCUUCUAAUAUAAUAUCGUGCGCCGUUUGUGGACAUACUGAUAAAUUGUAUAGUUGUUCUCGUUGCAAGUUGAUAUUUUAUUGUUCAAAAGAACACCAGAAAAAGGAUUGGAAAAAACACAAAGUAGACUGUGGUAAACCUUCAGAAAAUAGGAAUACUGAGGGAAAUAUUAUAACAAAUAUUGAAGAAAAACUAUCAACAUUAGACAAAAUUAAAUUAUUGAAUUCCACCUCUAUCACACCACCGAGAACUCCUAUAUCGAAUCAGUUGAUAGAAGAUUCUCCAAGUACAUCAAGAAUAUCUAUAACAAACUUCGGUAAGCCAACCACAUCUUUAGAAACUCAGCUUACGCCUCCUACAACACCAGAAAACGAAGAAAAAGCAAGUUCUAUAUCUCAAGUGUUGGGUACGGAAGCACAUACUACUUCUACUACAUCCCAAAAAGGUGCUAUUACAUUGGAACGUCCAGAAAGUAGUGCCUCUAUCUCCUUACCUCAACAGGGAAGUGCUGAAAGUGAAAUUUUGGCAACAGCUAUUGAAAGGUUGUGCUUCUACCCUAGUAAUAUUAACAGUACUUUAUCAAACCAAGAAAGUGCACAUAAACAAAAUAUGCCUGUAAAUAGAAGAAAUGUUAUACCCGGUACACCUGAAUUUAGGCAAAGAACUGAUCCUGCUUUUCAAUACUCAACACCUAUGGAUGAUAUGGUGAAUAUUAUCAUUGAAGAUUUAAAUGCACAUGGAUUGUGUGUUUUAGAUGAUUUUUGUGGUCCUCAAAUAGGAAAAGCUGUGUUGCAAGAAGUAUUAAACAUAUAUAGUAAAGGAAUUUUCCAGGAUGGUCAGUUAGUAUCAAAGAGUAAGAAUGAUGCACAAUCUAUUAGGAGUGAUAAAAUAUUGUGGGUAGAUGGCAAAGAACCUCAUUGUAGAUAUAUUGGUCAAGUAUUGAAGAAAAUCGAUGCUUUAAUUAUGAGGGCAAAUAAAACUCCAAAUAAUGGAAAAUUAGGUUGCUAUAAUAUUAAUGGCCGAACUAAGGCAAUGUGUGCUGUGUACCCUGGUUCUGGUACUCAUUAUGUCAAACAUGUGGACAAUCCAAAUCAUGAUGGUCGAUGUGUCACCGCUAUUUAUUAUCUUAACCUUAAUUGGGAUGUGAAGAAAGAUGGAGGAGUUCUACGGAUAUAUCCAGAAAGUGAAAAAGAAAAAAUGGCAGAGGUAGCACCUCUAUUUGAUAGACUUAUAUUUUUCUGGUCUGACCGCCAGAAUCCUCAUGAGGUGCAACCUGCAUAUUCAACACGCUAUGCUAUCACACUGUGGUAUUAUGAUGGACCUGAAAGAGCUCUUGCUACAAAGAAAUUCGAAUUGGAAAAUAAGGUUCAAAGAACUAACAUGACCUCAAUCUCCUGAUAUAAGUGUUCAAGCAGAUGGAAUUAAAGACAUAAGUGUUUGGUGUUUGCCACCUAACAAAUUGAGCUUUUAGUUGAUUUAUUAUAACAAUAAAGUAUUAUUUUUUUUUUUUUGGUCAUUGCAAUACUUCAUGAAGGAAAAAUUUGUUUUGGUUAUACAAAUCGUUUUUUUGAUUGAACUAAUAUGAUAUAUUCAUGUGUUCCAUUUGAAAAAGCUGAUUACUUAAUCUAUGUAAAUAUUAUUCUCUGUAAAUAUUAUUUACUCCAUAUUGGUGUAGCUUCAUAUUCAGUUGUACAAAGGUUGUUUUAUCGAUCCUUAUUAACUUAUUAAUUUUAUCUAAUAUGUAUAUAGACAAUCGAGAUUUUGCCUAUUUGUGAUCUUUAUUGUGGAGUGUCAAAAUAUUCAUGAAUUUCAAGUUUUGAUUUCUUUUCAACUACUCGCAUACUGAAUCAAGAAUCAAAAAAAGAAGUUUUUUAAAUUGAGCUAUUGAUAAAUAAUGAAAUUAAUGAAAGACAAAUGUUAUACCUCGUAGUGAUUCUAGCACAAUUAUUCAAGAGUUCUAGACUAAUAAUUAGUAGGCUUUUCAUACGUUUAGUCUAAACUUAUUCACAGAUUUCCACUCCAAACUUCUCUGUAAAUUGUGAGUACAGAUAAAUAUAAUAAGGACCAUACCUUGGACCAUAUAGAGUACCUAUACCAAAAAUGCGCUGUGUAUAGGGUGAUCUGUGUGAGGCAGAGCCUCAAAAUAAUUUGUAUAUCAUGAGAUAUACUCAAAAAUGAUGGAUUUAGACAUAUUUGGUUGAUUACAUGUUGAAAAGUGAAUAUUUCGAGACUAUUCAAUCAUGACGAAAGGUAGAUGGAGGGCCUUGAACUUUGCAAAAAAAAUCGUCAACUGAAAAUUCUCGUUGAAUUUUUUGUUUAUUUUAAAGAAAAUGGUUCAGAAUAACAUUAAAAAUAUGAUCUGACGGUUUUCACAAGCCGAAGCAAUGGAAAACGUCAAUUAAAGUCACAGAAAUCACUCUUUCUAUAACUGCGUGUCAAGUAAAAAUUAACAUGAUUUUGAAUACUCACAAUAAAUUUUUCAAACAGGUGAAUAUUGUUGAAAAUUGUGAUGUUUCCAUGUGAUUGUCGUGGAAUAAUUGUUAUUCUAUGAUAUGCAGUGUUUAUUGUGAAUAUUUUAUUACUAAUAAUUGUUCCUUUGUGAUUCAGUUUUUUUGGAUCUUAUUGAAAUCGUCCAAAUUUUUGUUUUGGAAUGUUUUUAGCAUGUAUGGUAUUGUGAAGGAAUAUUUAGAACAGUCUUUUCACUAUGUUUCAUGAAAAAUGGCACUUACAAAAUGAGAAUUUGUGAACAAAAAAUAUUCAGGUGAAAAUAUCUCACCAACAUUUGAAAACUGAAGCAAUAUAGUUAUCAAGUAAUGAUAACGCAAAAAAUGCGGAUUAUAGUUAGUAAACUCUGAUUAUUUGAUAAAUGAAAGACUUUUUGCUCAUUAUUACAUAUAUCUUUAUUAACCACAUAUUUUGAAGACUUUUGUUGCCUAAAAAGUGGUUUUGUUGGAAUUAAAAUUGUAUUCAAAAUUUAUUAAUGGAAGAAGUCAUGGCCACUUAUGAAAUUUUUACAGCAAACAGAAAGAGUUUCAAUUGAAUUUGUUCAUUUGUGAUUUUCAAUACAUAUAUACUGACUUAAACUUCAAAUUCAAGAAUAGUUUUGAAUUCUGGCUAAUUAUGUACAGCCAGAAUAUAGCGGGCCUGUCAAACAGUGUCGAUUUUUUUUCUUCAGUGUUAAUCCCUGCAUUUUAAAUAUAAUUUACUCUACACUG